Molecule: messenger RNA, 1509 nt
Organism: Nicotiana tabacum (common tobacco)
Lineage: Eukaryota; Viridiplantae; Streptophyta; Magnoliopsida; Solanales; Solanaceae
Source: RefSeq, a predicted model, not a curated record
AUGACAAAGCAGAUGACUAAUACAACUACACAGGAGGCACAACAAGUGAUCAACACAUCUGCUACAAAUAUAGCACAAGGAGGAAGGCCAAUCAUGUUUACUCAAGAGCAAUAUGACCAAAUAUUGAAGUUGAUCAGUACAGGUGAAAAUGCAAGCUUUGCAGGUACAUCUAAGAUCUUUGUUACAAAUGAAAAGGUUAAAGAUGAGAAUUGGAUAGUAGACUCCGGUGCAACCAACCACAUGGUUCACACCAGAGAGCUACUUGACAAGAUAAAUACAGAUAUCCUAGGCAAUGCACCAAAGGUAUAUUUACUUGAUGGAACUUCACUUGAUGUUGAAUGUACUGGAGAGAGUAGAAUUGAUGAAAACAGUACUGUUAAGAAUGACCUUCACAGUGGGAAGCAUCAGAAACUUGAAGCCAAGGCUGCAAAUGUACAUCUUCAGAAAUCAACUAUGCAGGAGGAGGACUUAAAGGUGUGGCAUGGAAGACUUGGACAUGCUCCAAAUAGAGUAGUGAGACAAAUUCCAAACAUGAAGUUCAAAACUAGUAGUGAUGAAAUAAAGGAAUGCACAAUCUGUCCUUUGGCUAGACAAGGCAGAUUGCCAUUCCCUAAGAGUACAAGUAGAUCAGAUAAACCAUUUCAAUUGAUUCAUGUGGAUGUCUGGGGUCCAUAUAGAGGGGAAUAUGUGCAGGCAACCAUUUAUGUCAUAAACAGGUUUCCUCUAUCAGUGUUGUUAGGAAAAUUAUCUUUUGAGAUGUUGCAUGGAAGAGUGCCAUCUUUAAAGCACCUGAGAACCAUAAGGUGUCUAUACUUUGCUAAGGUUGUGGGAGGAAAGGAUAAGUUUGCAGCUAGAUUAGUUGGAACUAUGUUGAUGGGAUAUUCAUUAUCCCAGAAGGGAUACACACUGUAUAAUAGUUUAACUAACUCUUUCUUUGUAAGCAGGGAUGUCAAGUUUAUGGAGCAUGUCUUUCCAUUUCAACUACUUAAGGAAGGAAAAUUGCAGCUCUUCCCUAAUGGUGUACUGCACUAUCCAGUCACUACUGAUGUUAUUCCUGCACAAAUCAACACAUAUGAUGAUAAUGCAUCCUUUUCAGCAAUGCCACCUGUUGCAGACAACCACACUGCUAAUACACAACCUUCAUCACCACUUCCCUUAUUCUCAGAAGACACUCCAUCUCAGCAAUCACCUCUUUCAGAACACGAUACACAUGUUCCUGUGGGUCCCUCAUUAAGGAAGUCAGCUAGGAUUACUAAGAAGCAUGUGUGGCUACAAGAUUAUGUCUGCAAUGGUUCCUUGACAAGGUUUGAAGGGCAGCAGCUUUGCAAAUACCCAAUGCAUAACUAUUUGACUCAUGCAGGUUUUUCAGUCAAGCAUCAAUAUUUGUCCAAAAUUACCGGCAUUAGAGAGCCUUUGACUUAUGAGGGGGCUGCAUCAGACCCCAAAUGGCUUGAUGCUAUGCAUCAGGAGUUGAAUGCACUCAAGGGCAACAGGACCUGGACUAUGUAG